AAUAAAUCGAAUUCUUGAAAUCAUUCCAACAUCAGAGACAUGAGUCCAAACAGAACAUUUUCAUUCAAUCAAGUGACCCGUAUCCUAGCAACGAAUGGUAUGCGCUCGGCAAUGAAGAUUCUCUACAACGUGGGAAGAGUUUUAGCUACAAUGUGGUUGUAACUGGACUCGCUGACAACAGUCUUUGGUGUGAGAAAGAACUACUGUUUAGAACUACGGAUGCUACCAUGGUCACGAAAAUAUUUCAACUGAACUAAAGGGUCUGACAUUUAGACUGAGCUUUAGGCUUAAAGACAUUUGCGAGUGCCAAAGAACACCAAAACCACCCCAUCGGAGUUAGAGAGGAAGUGCAUGCAAAAUAUCCACGCUCAACUCAGCAGACAACACAGACGAGGAGCAAGGCUUCGUGCAGGACAUGGGGAUGGCCUCCCCUCCCCUCGCCGACGAAACUGACCUGGACAGGAAGAGCACGCUGCGGGUUACCCCCCGCCCCACAACAGCGGACCAGGAGGGAGCAGUCAGGCCGGUUAGACGCUCAUGGGGGUCAGAGUUACGGAGAGGGAGGGGGAAUUCGGUGGAGGAGAGUACCAAGGGGAAAGCUCGCAGGAUGUGGAAGUUCCUCAGCACUGGAAUGAAGCAGAAUGUGAACAAGAUAAGAAGCUUCGAUGUCAAGAGUGCUGUUUUCACCCAUGGCCUGCUGCACUUACGUAAUUUCCCUUGCAACGACCCUGUGCGCCACAUGACCUAUGGCAAGGGGGCGGCAGGGUUCAUCAGCCUUCACAGGGAAGGCAGGGUCGUUAUGUACCACCCAGACGGGCGUCUCCGUGACCUCCCACCCGCCUCUGUCUCUGUCCCCUACAUGGGCCUAACCUCCACUCAGCUCCCUGGGCGUCUGGUGGGUUGGGGGCCCGGGGCAAGCCUCACGCUGCUGGACAGUGAGCUGCGCCCCCUAGCCAACGCUCUAGACCCUCUGGAUGUGCGGGUUUGCCAGGUCACAGAGCAGUCCCUGGAGCUGGUGACAGCGGGGGCGGGGAACGUGUGUGUGUGGUGUCUGACUCACAUGGUGUGCCGGGUGAGAGUGACGGAGGGUCUUGGGCGCCACAGCGUUUUUACCCAGCUGGCGUUGGCCCCCCCAGGCCCCGAGAGGCAUCACAGGGCCUUCGUCGUUUACAGGAGAGCUGUGGUUGUCGUUGACCUCACUGCUGGGCGUGUUCUGGAGCACAAAAGGAACCUCCACCUACGGGAUAUCACUGCACUGGUGUACAGCUUUCAUCUGGACUUUGUGGUCACUGCGUCCAAAGAUGUUUCCAUCAGAGUGUGGGGUCCUGACUGGGGGCUUUGUAUGGCGUUCGUAGGACACACUGGUGUGGUGACCUCUCUGGCUUGCUGUCCGGAGUCUGGCCUGCUGCUCUCUGCCUCCCUGGAUGGGACCCUGCGUUGCUGGAGCAUAGAGGGGGGGGACCAGGUCCAGUGUUUCCCCAUCGAAGGAGGGGAGCCCCCUCUGGCCCUGGGGGGUCCGAUGAAAGGGGGCACCUUCUUUACUUUCUCCCAGCAAGGAGUGGACUUCUGGACCAUCAGCAGCCUGUAUAACCUUCACUGCAGGCUGGGGGGGGACUUGGGUGGUCCCGUGAGACAGAUAGUAGUUCCCUCUUGCCCCCUGCCCUACCCCACCCGGGUGCUUUGCGUCAGCGGGGAUAGUAACGUCACGCUAGUGGCCGCCGAGACGGGGGCGGUCCUAACCUCCUUCGGUGCCGGGCAGAGGGUAAGGUGCGCCGAUUACUGCUUGCACAAAGAAAUUCUAUUGGUCCUGACGGAGGGUGGAACGUUGAUCCGGGCCAGCACGCUGACCAAUCCAGCGACGUGUGUGGAUGAGUGGAAGGCACGAGGACAGGGUCCAUGGCAGAGGGAGGAGCAGAGGGAUGGCGAGGGGGAUCAGUGGAUCGCAAAGCCAGGCCCAGCCUCCUGCAUGGUGCUCUACAGCAACAUAGCCGACGGACAGAGAGCGCUAGACGAGUGGAAGAGCCUGCAGGAGCAGAGAUGCCAGAGACCCACGAACAAGAAACCUCUUCAUGAUGCCAAGAACCGGUUCCUGGUAAUGCUGGGGCACAAUGGUGGCUGUGUGAGUGUGCUUAUGCUGGAUACAGGAAAGGUGCAGUACAGGACCCCCGCGCACAACGGACAGAAAAUCACCUCCCUGCAGGCAGACCCUGAGAACAGCUACCUACUCACAGCCGGUGAGGACAAGGCAGUGCUGGUAUGGAGGGUGUUUCCCUAUGCCCAGGAGUGUCUCAGCCUGCACUUGAACCUUUUCUGUGGGCAUCCUCCACUCUACUUGGCCCUGUUGGGGCCUCUGCUGGCCCUAGCCUUCCAGGAUCCCGAUAGCGCCACCUAUAGCCUGGUGCACUUCAGCCUGCUCAACCAGAGUCGCACUGACCAUCCGCCCAGUGAGGACCAUCUGGACUGCAUUACGGGGCUCUGUGUGUGCCAUCAGCUCAGCGUGUUUGCCUCCAGCAGUCAGGAUGGAACUGUUCGCAUCUGGGAUGAAGAUAACCGCCUCCUCAGAACCCUCCAGCUGAGUGCGGAGCCUGAGUGUCUGGCCUACAGUGGGCAGAGGGGAGAUCUGCUCCUAGGCAUCAGAGGGGACCUGUAUAGGAUCCGCUGCACCCACCUGCUGCCACAUGACUUCCAGCUACGGCUCCUUUGUACUGAGAUGUCAGAUCCUAUCCCUGACUUGCCCAUAUCUCACAUCUCAACAAGGACAAGCAAAACCAAGACUGUGGUCUCCCCCAUACCAGAGAAGCAGCCCAACGGAAAGCAGGACAUGACCAAAGAUCCAGAGUAUGAGGCGCUGCUGGCUCGGAACAGAGACCUGGCCUCACUCCAGGAAGGCACCACAGAGAGAAGGAAGAGGAAACCUCCCACCACGCUGAAAACCAGGAAGGAGGCCUUUGACCGCUAUAUGAGGAUCAUCUACAGCCAGCCCCUCAACAUUAAGAUUGGCGAUGAGGACAUGUUUGACCUUCAUGCAGCUCUGUUUCCUCCAAAACUACCUGACCGUCGACCUUUCACCCCACCCACCUUAAGGAAUGGCUUCUUCCCAAACCCCAACUUGGCCAAGCCCCUGCCACCCAUAACCAGGCCAGGGCAGGAUGAGGAGCUAGAGCCAGCCCCAGCACAGAGCAACCCGGUGGGCUUCAUCCCUAACUCUGUGCUAGUGGGCCAGCUGUGGCCAGACGUUGUGGUGGAAAACACAAUCCCCAAGCAAACAUUCAAACUGAGGGAUGAGAAGGACUAUGAAGAGGAGGGUGAUACUGAAGAAGUUCAGUUUCUGGUGUAUGAGAGCGAUGAGGAACUGGACAUAGGUUCCCCCAUACAGCUGGUGAAGAGCCCUCAGAAAGAGAAGAGCCCCCCACCUCCCACUCCAGAGAAGCCAGCCUACGUAAUGAGGCCUCCAAAGGCUGUCCCUCCCACUAAGAAACCCAAACUGCCGACCCCACCUCCCCCUAGAACCCCAACACCACCCCGUACACCCACCCCCGAGAUCCCAGGAUUCCUUAAACAGUUUGUGGAGGAGGACUGGUUCAAGGAUAUCUACCAAGACCAAAGGUGUAUCAGGCAGUCCCUGUGCCCUGAGGAGUUCUCCAUGCAGAUUCUGGACUACAUGCAGAGUUGUGGUGCCCAACUAAAGAUGAGGAUCCUGAGCGCGCUGAUCACUCUACGCAGACAGGGGGAGCUAGGUAACACAGACAAGCUCAGCAAGGGGCUUAUGGGUUCUCUACGCAACAACACCUCAUCAAAUAUGUCCGAUGAGGAGCAGCGAGUGGUGAGUGAAAUACUCAACGUGUUGGUGUGUCUGGGUCCUGAAAGCCAUGAGAUCAUUGUGGAGCUCCUCACUCUACUGGCCCGCAAAGAACUGGGACUUCAAAAAACAGUGAUGUGCCUGCUGCAGGUGAUGGGCGUGGAGGACGCUGACCCGUGGCUGGCCAUGGAGAUGGAUCCCUGGGACUCCAUGGUCCAGGACCUUCCUGAUUCCUGGAAGAGCCUGGAAGAGAUGGCUGCAGAGUGGCUGCACUCCUGGACCUCAAAAUACAAGGGCCAGAACAGUUCUCUGUUCCCGAAGAAUGCAGGGAAGAACCUCUUCACCCCAGUGGAUGUGCUCAACUACUUCUGCUCUGUCAAAAGGGAUAUGUUUUUGAAGGCACAGACUGUCCCACCAGAGGGGCGCAAAGACACAGUAUUGCGUCUCCCUGAAUCCUCCAGAUCUAAGCCAAUCCAACGUCUUGGAGAGACCUACAGCAUGUCCAGGAUACGCAAGCCUCCAGGUGUGAUCUUGCCCCCUCUCUCAAACCGCCCUGUCCUCAUGGGCUUCACCCCGUUCCUCACCCUGCCGAGGGUCAGCCUGUCCCCCUUUCCAUUCCCUGUGGACCAGCACUGUUUGAAGGCCUCGCCGCGACGCUACUUCAUCCUGGAGCGCUCCUAUGUACACUACUACAGAUGACACAGCCUCCCAAGCAGCAAGAUAUUCUUCCCCGCACCCAAGACUUUUCUCUUUCCCCGACAAAGACCAGCUAAACAGAUAUACUCUUGUUUGAAUUAAACAUCUCUUGUAUAUAUCUUUUUUUAUUGUAUAUCACUUGAUUCACUCAAUACAAAUAAAGUUUGAAUGACUGUAAACGUCUGUAAAAAUUGAACUGUUGUGUGUUGUUCCAUGGACAAUAUGGACGCGAUAUGAACUGAUAUGCCAGAGAUAUUUGUUCAUUGUUUGCUUUAAUAUAAAUAUAAGCUUAUAUUGCAGAUGGAAAAUUAACAGUACCGAAUAAACAGCUUAUGGCACUGCUGGACAUCUUCCGAUUGCGAAGGGAGGUAAGCAUGAU
This is a messenger RNA of Salmo salar (Atlantic salmon), 4874 nucleotides long. It is a transcript of the gene wdr97, whose product is annotated as WD repeat domain 97. Lineage: Eukaryota; Metazoa; Chordata; Actinopteri; Salmoniformes; Salmonidae. Gene Ontology annotation, molecular function: protein binding. The record is from RefSeq and is a predicted model, not a curated record.